AAACAAUUGAAGUUUGAUAUAACCUUUUUUUGAUUAUAAAUAUAAAAAGCUAUUUAUUACCCUCGGAACAGAUUCAAUUUUGUAUUAUUCACAAUUAUAACCAGAUCAUUUCAAAGAAAGAGUACAGGAAUCGAAUUGUUAAUGGUUUGAAAGAUGGUACCACUAGGUCCUUCUCAACCUUUAACCCAACCGGGAAAUCAUCAGUUAGGAAAUUCCAUGAGUAGCUCCAACAAAUCCAGUUCAAACAUGAAACCCAACUAUACCUUAAAGUUUACUUUAGCUGGCCACACAAAAGCAGUAUCUUCAGUCAAAUUCAGCCCAAAUGGAGAAUGGUUAGCUAGCUCUUCUGCUGACAAGUUAAUAAAAAUUUGGGGAGCAUAUGAUGGGAAAUUUGAAAAAACCAUUGCAGGCCAUAAACUUGGUAUAUCUGAUGUUGCCUGGUCAAGUGAUAGCAGACUUUUGGUUAGUGCUUCUGAUGACAAAACAUUAAAAAUCUGGGAGUUAAGUUCAGCCAAAUGUUUGAAGACUCUAAAAGGGCACAGCAAUUAUGUUUUUUGCUGUAAUUUUAAUCCUCAAUCUAAUCUAAUCGUUUCAGGAUCGUUCGAUGAGAGUGUUAGAAUCUGGGACGUGAGAACUGGUAAAUGUUUGAAGACCCUUCCAGCCCACUCAGACCCUGUCAGUGCUGUUCAUUUUAAUAGGGAUGGAUCACUGAUUGUUUCUAGUAGCUAUGAUGGUUUAUGCCGUAUUUGGGAUACAGCCUCAGGACAGUGCUUAAAGACUUUAAUUGAUGAUGAUAAUCCGCCCGUAUCUUUUGUAAAAUUUUCUCCUAAUGGAAAGUAUAUUUUAGCUGCAACUUUAGACAAUACUUUGAAGUUAUGGGAUUACAGCAAAGGAAAAUGUUUAAAAACAUAUACCGGACAUAAAAAUGAGAAAUAUUGUAUAUUUGCUAAUUUUUCAGUUACAGGAGGGAAGUGGAUUGUUUCGGGUUCAGAAGACAAUCUUGUGUAUAUAUGGAAUCUCCAAACUAAAGAAAUAGUUCAAAAGUUGAAUGGCCAUACAGAUGUUGUACUGUGUACUACUUGUCAUCCAACUGAAAAUAUCAUCGCUUCCGCUGCUUUAGAACAAGAUAAAACUAUCAAAUUAUGGAAAAGUGAUACUUAGCCUCUCUAUUGUGAAUAUUUUCAUUUGAACUUUUCCCAGUUCCGAAAAAAGGGAGGCAAAAUUUGAACUUAUGUAGAUUCACCUCAUUAAGGUGGAUUAUAAAUGACUGUGAACUUGAAAAAAAAUUUUAUAAACUAAAUUGAUCUAAAUUAUUUGACAUAGUUUUGUAUAUAAGUGUUUUAUUUAUAUAUACGUAUAUUUGUUCUUAUUAAUUUUAGUAGCAUACUCUUGCUAUGUGAUGAUUUUACACUUGAGAAUUUUGAGUUGGAUAUUUGCUUUUCCAAGUUUAUGAAUUUCAUUGUACAGAUCUGUAUCGAUCGAUACUUAAAAAUAUAUUUACAUGUUAGUAUGUUAUGUAUAAAAAGAAUAAAUGUGAAAGCUAAUGGAAUUGCAAUCUUGAGAAAUGAAAUAUUCAAUAUUAAGUCAAUUGAAUUUUUUAUUGCCUCCAUUGAUGGCCAUUAUUUUUAUGCUCAAUACCUUGUUAAGAAAUGAUAAUAUACAUGUCUUUAUUUGAUAAUAUAGAAAAAAAUAAAUCGUAUAUGUAAGUUAAAUAUUUAAUUAUAUAAAAAGCAGUUAAGAUGAAAAUAAAUUUUUUAAGUUUUCAGCCGAGCAAUUAUUUUUAAAAAUAUUGAUAAUAAUAAUGUUAGUUGUAGAAAAUUCAUAUUGAUUUGAGCAGCCCCCCUCAAUAGGGUUAAAAUUAUUAGUAUUGUUCCUCGACACUACAAAGCCUCCAUUUAUUGCUUAUUGACUUGAGUUAUUAUUUUAAUUUCAAAGAUAACUUCUAAUGUUAUUUCUGCUAGAUUGAUAUGUAUAUAAAGUUUUUUUCUAUUACCUGAAAGAGGUGUAUUAUUCAUACUUCAUCCUUAUUACUAACAUUCGUGAAUUCGGAUGGGCAUGUGUAAAUAUGUAUUUUAUAUUGUAAAAAUGUAAUUUUAAGAACUAUGUUUACAUUAAUUGUUAAGUUAGAAUCCUAGUUUAAUUUUUAUAAGCUUCUCAAACUUUCCAAAAUUAUAUUCUAAUACAUGUCUGUAAAUAAUAUUAAAUUUUGACAGAAAUAAUUAUGUGAUUAUACCUAAUUUGCAAAAUUAUGUUUAAUCAUUAAAUUACUUUUUUGAA
Messenger RNA from Nezara viridula (southern green stink bug), 2277 nucleotides. NCBI's taxonomy places the organism in Eukaryota, Metazoa, Arthropoda, Insecta, Hemiptera, Pentatomidae. The record is from the annotation of a GenBank genome assembly.